AGUGAGUGACUGGAAGAAACGUACCGACACAUAUAGCCAGCGCAAAUUCUAUUAGAAACAUUUUCUCUGACCGGUCAUUGAGGUUUUGAAUAUUCCUCUUCAAUCAACUGCGAAGACUGGACCAGUUGAUUUAUUUUUUCUAAUCUGUAAACUAAAAUUGGGCAUGACCAUGGGGGCCAGGCUGUGGGUGUAGCCACUGAGACAGCCGGGGGAGAGCGAGAGAGGAGGAAAGGCAAGCCAGCACCAGCCAAGCAGCCUGCACUCCCACUGGAGAAGAUGGGGGAGACAGAGGAGGAGAAGGACCAGGCAGGGAAGCUGUUUGAGAAUUUCAUCCAAGCCUCCACCUGUAAGGGCACCCUGCAGUCCUUCAACCUCCUGUGCAGGCUGCUGGAUCUAGACCCUCAGGACCAUGAGACGUUCUACUGUAGUCUGAAGACCAGGCUCACCUCCUGGAGGGCCAAGGCCCUCUGGACCAAGCUGGACAAGAGAACCUGCCACAAGGAGUAUAAGAAGGGCCAGGCUUGUGUGGGCACCAAGUGCCUGAUUAUUGGGGGAGGUCCAUGUGGCUUGCGGACGGCCAUCGAGCUGGCUCUGCUGGGGGCCAAGGUGGUGGUGAUUGAGAAGAGGGACACCUUCUCCAGGAACAACGUGUUGCACCUGUGGCCCUACACCAUCCACGACCUCAAGGGCCUCGGGGCCAAGAAGUUCUACGGCAAAUUCUGCGCUGGAGCCAUAGACCACAUCAGUAUUCGUCAGCUCCAGCUCAUGCUGCUGAAGAUCGCCCUGCUCGUAGCUGUGGAGUUCCAUGUCAAUGUGGAGUUUGUCAAACUGCUGGAACCUCCAGAGAACCAGGAGAAUGACGGGCCUGGCUGGAGAGCUGAGAUCAGGCCUGCCGAUCACCCCGUGGCAAACAUUGACUUUGACGUGGUGGUGGGGGCUGAUGGGAGGAGAAAUACCCUGGAAGGGUUCAAGCGGAAGGAGUUCCGUGGUAAGCUGGCUAUCGCCAUCACGGCCAACUUUGUCAACAGGAACACCACGGCCGAGGCCAAGGUGGAGGAGAUCAGCGGUGUGGCCUUCAUCUUUAACCAGAAGUUCUUCCUGGACCUCAAAGAGGAGACAGGUAUUGACCUGGAGAACAUUGUGUACUACAAGGACAACACACACUACUUUGUCAUGACAGCAAAGAAGCAGAGCCUACUGGACAAGGGUGUCAUCAUUCAUGACUACAUAGACACAGAGAUGCUGCUGAGCAGUGAGAAUGUGAACCAGGAAGCUCUGCUGGGUUACGCCCGCGAAGCUGCUGACUUUGGCACCAACUACCAGCUUCCCACGCUGGACUUUGCCAUAAAUGCCUGUGGCCAGCCGGACGUGGCCAUGUUUGACUUCACCAGCAUGUAUGCCUCGGAGAACGCAGCGCUGGUCAGAGAACGCUUCGGACAUCAGCUACUGGUGGCACUGGUUGGGGACAGCCUGUUAGAGCCGUUCUGGCCAAUGGGUACAGGGUGUGCGAGAGGCUUCCUGGCUGCUUUUGACUCAGCCUGGAUGGUGAAAAGGUGGACUGAGGGCAGGACCCCUCUGGAGGUGCUAGCUGAGAGGGAGAGUCUUUACAGAAUCCUGCCGCAGACAACCACUGAAAACAUUGGCAAAAACUUUGAGCAGUACACCAUUGACCCUGGGACUCGGUAUCCCAACCUCAUCUCCACCUGUGUCAGGCAAAACCAGGUGCGUCACCUGUACAUCAAUGGAGAGCUGCCAGUGAAGUCGUGCUCUCUGGAACGUAAUGGUACAAUACGUCGCCCUGUGAACCUGGCCAGACGAGAGUCGGAGAUCAGGCCGGGCAAGCUGCUGACGUGGUGCCAGAAACAGACCGAGGGCUACAGGAACGUGAGCGUGACAGACCUGACCACCUCGUGGCAGAGCGGCCUGGCUCUCUGUGCCCUCAUCCACCGGUUCAGAUCCCACCUCAUAGAGUUUGAUUCGCUGAAUGAGGAGGAUUCGGCUAACAACCUCCAGCUGGCAUGUGACCUGGCUGAGCGGGAGUUUGGGAUCCGGCCCUUCACCACUGGGGUGGAGAUGGCUGCUGGUCAGGAACCAGACAAGACCAGAAUGGUCACCUACCUCUCCAAGUUCUACGAGCUGUUCCGUGGCACCCCCCUCUCCAUCUCAGAUUCUAGAGGGGCCGACGAAAACAGUGAAGACUAUCCUUCCAAGGCAGUCAGAAGUAUGAACAAAGUUCUGAACUUGGUACCAAGAAAAAGGGUACCAAAGGAUGAGAAGAAGCUAGAAGAUACUGACCCAACGUACAAAAGGAGACGAAAAGUCUGCAGUUAUUUGGAAGAGGCAACCAACUUCUCCAGUCAGAGUGCGUCCUGUGUGGGUGAGGGGAGGGGGGUUAAGGAGAACAAGGUCCGCUCCAUGGCCAGCCAACUCCUGUCCAAGUUUGAGGAGAGCAACCCCAGCUUCACCCUCCGGAGACAGUCUCAGUGUGAUUGGGGUUCUGAGAGGGCCCCUCGGCCACGCUCCAUGGACAUGACUGAGACCCCACGCUUCACCAACCUCAGGCAGCAGACCCCACUCAACCCUCCCCCCAAGACACAGUUUCCCUCUGCAACCUGUGCCAAAUAUGCAGCUGAGUGCAUCGCUCGGGCCCCGCCACAGCCUCCUCCCAAACCCAAGCUCUCUCCUCAGCUUCAAGCCCAGCUUCAGUCUCAGCACCAGCCCCAACCCCAGUUCCAGCCCCAACCUAAGCUCCAACCCCCAUCCAUCCCAAAUCCCACCCUCAGGAAGGUCAGACAGGCUGAUCAGACAUGUGCUCAGACGCAACCUCAGACGCUUCCUCAAAAGCCAGAGAGCACAGAGUACCCUGGCUACUCUCCCUCCUGCCACUCAGCAGUCCUAGCCAUGUCUAGAAUGCUCCAACGCCUUCAGGAAGUGGAGGAAAAGAUCACCCAGAAGAAAGCUCAGACCCAGAAUGCUAGAGAGUUUCAUAAUAAAAGUAUCAAGGAGAAAGCGGUCCACCUGAGAGCACUGUUCUCUGGGGAUGUGACCUCUACGUCCCAGCUUGAUUCUGAUAAACAGGCCAUUCCCUCAGUGUCUGAUCCCAUCCUCCCUAACCCCAGUCCAGAAGUCACCUCAUUAUACCUUUACCCAGAAAUCACCGUUUCUACCUUCUCACCUCCUCAUCCCUAUUCCUCAUUCUCAUCCUGUCUGCCCCAACCUCAGCCUGGAUCUGCUGAUCAGACCGGACCCUCUCCUCCCAUCCUCUCUGCUCCCACUCCUAAAGUCACUUCCCUCCUCUGUCCAGAAAUCACCAUUUCUACCUUCUCACUCCCUCAAACCGUGUCUUCACCCUCAUCUAUUCUACUCCAACUCAAGACCAGUCAAUCUGGGGCACUAGAUAUGCAGCUUUGUAAGAAAGAAAUGCAAAGAGAUCCCUUGAAUGAGUCACAUGUGUGUCACAGCAGUGGCUCCACAUAUAUAUCCCAACAACAACGCACUGCAAUAUUACAACCAAAGCCAGAACCUGGUUUUAAUAACGUCAAACAGAGGACGGUGGGGAAGGUGUCUCUGGCUAUAGCAGCCAGGGCUGAGACGCUGGUCACCCUCUAUGAGACUGACCACAGGCCUAAAGCCUCCUCCCCCUGUUCACCCCCAGCCUCUGCGCCUCUGUCUCCGGGUUCCUUGCGGAGGGAGUUCCCCGGGUCUGGUGACCAGUGUCACUCCUGUCAGAAGCGUGUGUACGUGGUGGAAAGGAUCAGUGCUGAGGGACUUUAUUUCCACAGGGAGUGCUUUCGCUGUGACACCUGUGGCUCCAUCCUGCGCCAGGGAGGCCAUGCCUUCGACUCUGAGCAGGGCAAGUUGUACUGCAAGCUACACUUCACACAACGUAAAAAUGGAAUGAACCAUCGGAGGACAUUCAAUUCACAUCUGGGAGACGGGGUUCAGGAGGGAUCAGGGACACAGACUCCUGACUGUGACACAACAGAAGGACGGCAGAGCCAGUCACCAGGUACCAUCAGCUCCCGCCUGAGGAAGUGCCUGAGCUGGCCCCUGAGUGUGACCCGGGCUGUGUGUGACUCCCCCCGCCUCCUGUCUCGCUGGGUGCAUGGUACGGCCCAUGCUGUGGGCCUCCACUUUAGAGCCAAUGUGCAGGACUAUGUCUUCCUGUAUGAGCUGCUGAGCCUGGGAGUGCCCCUGCUGUUCAUGCUCCAGGAGGUGCUGCUGCAGAUGUACUCUGAAACCGGGCCUGUCUCCCAGUCCAUCCAGCCCCUACUGUUGUGGCUGGAGGAACACCUAGGCCAUAGGCUCAUGUAGAGGCCCACCAGGGAGGGAAGCCUAUCCCUAUCCCUAUCCCUAUCCCUAUCCCCAACCCUAUCCCUAUCCCUAUCCCUAUCCCUAUCCCUAUCCCUAACCCUAACCCUAUCCCUAACCCUAUCCCUAUCCCUAUCCCUAUCCCUAACCCUAACCCUAACCCUAACCCUAUCCCUAUCCCUAACCCUAUCCCUAACCCUAUCCCUAACCCUAUCCUUAUCCCUAUCCAUAACCCUAUCCCUAUCCCUAUCCCUAUCCCUAUCCCUAUCCCUAUCCCUAUCCCUAUCCCUAUCCCUAUCCCUAUCCCUAUCCCUAUCCCUAUCCCUAUCCCUAUCCCUAUCCCUAUCCCUAUCCCUAACCUUCAUGCAAUAGGGUCUGAAGCCUGGCUGAACAUUAACUGGCGUAUCUUGCAUUUGUGCCAUGUCAUAUGGUGGCAAGCUACCGUUUGACCAUGUGUACAAGCACCUUGUUAAUAUUUUCUCACAGAAUAUGUAGCUGUCAGUGCAUUAGAUCUAGUCCUACACCAACCAAAGAACAAAUAACAUUUCCCAAGUGGUAGCUUGGUUUGUGAUACGUGCGAUGUUUUCACGAACAUUACAUUUUUCUUUAUGAUGAGGGGUAAUGUGCUGUACAUGGUUUCAUGGUGGUCUAAAUCAUUUACGGUAUGUGGUUGAUAUGACUGCUGAAAUCAUCCAAUCUAUAUUGCUCUAGAGUUGAGUCUUUCAACAACUGGCUGUCAAAGUCGAGCCAGUUUUUACAUGGCUUAACUCAGGUUAUGACAGAUGUUUUUUGUGUGGAAAAAGUAAUCUAAAUGAAAAGACUGACUUGAAGCACUUUAACUUGGGGAGCUGCCUUGACCUGUGGCUGAUGCCUGAUGAAUGGUGUGGGAGUUAAUGGCUGCCUAAUGGCUGCCUAAUGGCUGUCCAGGCCUUGGAUAAUGACUAGUGCUGACGCUGCACGUUUACUAAACCCUGCUGAACUCACAGGUCAGGGUCGGGGUCUGGGUCGGGGGCCAACGUGGAUCUGUGCUCGAUAAGGUUUUCUCAUCUUUUUUUCAAUUUCAAUAUUGUUUGACACAAAUUAAAAUGUUUAUGUUUUUAUUGUAAGAUCUCGUAUGACAACCGUGACCAUAGUGUACUUUCGCUACACAUUAUGAUAACCUUUAUUGCUUUAUUUUAUGGCCCAGUGCCUCCAGUAUUUUUGUGCAUUGUCCGUUGUACUUAAAAAGGGGAAAAGGUUUCAUGGACAUGGGCUUUGGUUUACUACUCCAGUUCAUGGACUGUUUAAUGCUUACUAAUUGCUGCCACCUGUUGGUGAAACAGAUGCACGGCCAAAUUAAAUUUACUGUAUGAUAAGGUGGAAUAAGAGACAAUCUUCUAAAGAGUUGUUGUAUGCUUGUAAUAGAGGAGGUUUUUCUUCAUUUUUAUUAUUUGUACAGGUCUAUUUCACUUCAAUAUGUUUUUCAGAAUGUUAAGAAUGUUGCUGAAUUGAAUUGUUCAGAAGGACUGAAUCAGACAUGAUAACACAGGCUAUGUUUGAAUGCUGUGGUGUGUAUGUGCUUGCCACUCAUCUCACUGUUAAUAACCAUGUUAAGUAUGAUAGCAGGAUCUCAGCUUUAUUACCAAUACAAAUUCCAAAGAUACAGUUGGUGCACUUUAAAAAUGAGAAGUGUUUUCAGCCCUAACCAGAAGUUACAUCAUUCAUGCAGUACACUGUACAGUGCUAAAUUGCAUGUUGUUGAAUAGCACAAUCUCAUGUUAUCUAACAAUUACAAAGUUUCUAUGCAUUUGAACUGGAUUUGAUCCUUCCUCUGAUUUUUCUCUAUAUUCUAACCUACUAUAUUUCCUUCCUUUCAUUUCUAUUCUUGUUCACUUGGAAGUCUAUUUUCAACUUUCUGAUGAUGGGCCUCCUGAUUGGUUAGGAGACAUGCCAUUCUGAAGGUGAUCACCUGCAUGGUCACAUGGUUUUGUGAACAAUGUUUUGGAGUGGAUGCUUUGUUAGAUUAGUCCAAUUACUGUCAGCAUUUCCACACACAAGUAAAAAAUGCUUCUAACCCCUGUUGUGUUUGAGCUACCGACAGCAGUUUUUAGCAUAGGAUUUUUCUAUGUCGUCUGCAUCCGCCGAUAUUAGAUCCCAAAAACGAUUCUUCUCACAAAAAUGUCUAAUCUACAAACUAUUAUGACCGUACUCUGAAAGGCUGAGAUUCUCACAAACACGUAAAUGUAAUCUGGUCUGCUCUAUGACGCUCAUAAACCAAUCAAGAGUUGUUACGAGGUAAGAGGUUCUUCUUAGUAGAUCAUAGGAAAUCUCAGGACAUAGUGUCUAUAAACUCACAUAGUUGCUGUCACAAACUCCAUACUCCACACAGUUGUCACUGAUUAGUUGGAUAUUAAUUUCCCACUAAGCAAACCAUUUUUGAAUUUACAAUUGUAAUUAUUAUAUACUCAUUUUUAAUCAGCUUUUUUGGGGGCUGGACCUUGUUUUUUUAUAGACAUUUGUCAAUAAAACUCAUGAAUGCAACUGUUUAUGUCAAAUGUUAUGUUCUACUUGUAGCCCUGGUUGUCCUGAAAGUAAAAUGGUAAAACACGUCAAUGUGAGGCUAAAUAUGUGGGAUUCCCUGGAACCUAUGAAGUUAUUAAACUACUAAUGUCUGUGUCCAGCACUCCCAGCAGAACCAUAACUACAGCACACACUUGUUAUAGGUUGAAACACAUCAUAAUACCAUGAUGUUCAAAGGCACACCUUCUAAGAGACUGUCUUUUCAGUGUCUGCAUAACAAGGAAACUGUGGUGUUUGGACUGCAUUGGUCUUCCCGAGUGCAUGUUGAACGAUUGACAGACAGCUUUUUGUCAUGUAAAGGCAUGCCACUUUUUCUCCCAUCUUUUGCCAUCUUUUCUUUCUCUCUUCCAGACGCUGUCACCCAGGAUAACUUUUUCUUGACCCACACAAACAAAGGGAAUGAAUCUCCCAACAGGUUCAUAGCUCGUGUUGUCUUAAAUGAAUACAUUGAACAAUGUUUUAUGGGACUUCAAAUGCAGCCUGCUUUUCUCAUGGAGAUUCUGUGUUGCUUUAUGUACGACCUAAAGCAACACAUGUAAAUAAAGUGAUUUGUCAUCUUGA
Molecule: messenger RNA, 7431 nt
Organism: Oncorhynchus kisutch (coho salmon)
Lineage: Eukaryota; Metazoa; Chordata; Actinopteri; Salmoniformes; Salmonidae
Product: F-actin-monooxygenase MICAL2-like
Exons: 27
Coding region: 277-4314 (1345 amino acids)
Molecular function (GO): protein binding; FAD binding
Source: RefSeq, a predicted model, not a curated record